Centruroides sculpturatus (bark scorpion) is the source of this 3663-nucleotide messenger RNA. Its product is annotated as alpha-2Da adrenergic receptor-like. The record is from RefSeq and is a predicted model, not a curated record. Gene Ontology annotation, molecular function: G protein-coupled amine receptor activity. The coding region runs from base 1546 to 3195 and encodes 549 amino acids. The transcript has 3 exons. NCBI's taxonomy places the organism in Eukaryota, Metazoa, Arthropoda, Arachnida, Scorpiones, Buthidae. Gene Ontology annotation, cellular component: membrane. Gene Ontology annotation, biological process: adenylate cyclase-activating adrenergic receptor signaling pathway.
AUAUAGAAGUACAAUAUUUUACUCAAAGAUCGGCAGAAGUAACUAAUAUGCAACGGGAGUUUUUUCACAAUGAUCUAAUGGAUUAAAUUUUAAAACAGUUUUAAAAUAUUAAUAAUUACGUAUGGUCUAAAUAUAAUUGUAGGUAACGAAAUAAUGAAAAUUCGUAGACGGCUGGAUGGGCCAGGCUGUUAAGGCGUCCACCGACCGCUCUGGGGAGUCGAGAUCGAUCCUGGAGAUCGGAUAACUUCACGAAUUUUUCAGUGUUAUUGUAGGGUGUUUCACCAUCAGUUGUCGACAUAGGAAAGAACUGACGUAUAUAUUCCACGUGUAAAGAUACGAGAAGGUUGGAUCGAUAAUAUAUAUUGUGCGCAAGUCUGGCCAGCAAGCAGUUCUCAGACUGUGACCAACAGCUCCAUGGCGAACCAACUGGUAUUUGGUUCAACUGUAUCAUCCCUAUUCCUCUACAUUACCAACAUAGGUAAGUUCACUGUUCAUCUUUACAUCCGUAAAAUAAAUAUUAAUUAAAUAUCAUAUUUAAAACAAAUAUUUCAUUAAAUAAAAUAGAUUUUAUGUAUAAAAAUCACUGCAUGUACUUGGUCUGUGAGAUAUUUCUGACGAGGUUACAUUUCUUUUGGCAAUAAAAUAAAAUGGAUUAUGAUGAUUCGGUUAAAGUCCUAUUCUGUACAGACGCAUCCAUUUCCCAUCAUGCAUCAGUGCUAUAUGUGUGUGCAGGAGUGUGUCACUAGGUCACAGUCACCCACGACAUUUGUUCUAUAAGUGCAUUGUCCCUGGUUAAUGUCGAAAAUCCCAUCUGAUUUCAUGUAUCGUAAUUUCGGAACAUAAAAUCUUCUUUAGUACAAAGGCUUUUGCAGAAAUGCAUCCUGUUAAAACCUAGUCAAAAAUUAUAUGUAGGUAUAUUAUAUUAUUUAUAUGAUUGUAAGCCUAAUGGAUGCGAUAUGCAGGCAGAAAGAUUCCGAACGCUUCGAUCUGUUUUUCAUAAAACGGUUUUUCUGCACGUUUGUUUAUUUAUUUUUGAAAAUGAUAGAAAUUGUAUUAAUUUCGUGCAAACAUUUGACUAUUUUUGGUAUAAAAUUUUUGAAGUUUCGCAUACGAACGAUUUUUUAAUAUUGAAAAGAUAGUGUUGCUGCUAUCUUUUCCUGUGAUCUAGUUAGCAGAGUUCAAUAUUUACACUCCUCUUUUGCUAAGGUGUUACGGUUGAUUUAAAGUAGUAUAGUGAAGAAACUUGUCAGUUUACAACAUUUCCUUUUACUCUUGGCUGAAUAGAAGCACAUACGCUUAAUAUAUCGACAAUAUAGGUAGGCUAUUAUUUACGUCGUUUUAUUAUAAUUUCGUCGAAGUAAUAAAACCAUCACUGGAAAAUGUGAAAGGUGUUUUGACGUGAUAUAUAAAAGACACAAUCUGGUUAAAGAUGACUUCUUCAUAUUUGCAUAAUCGCAGCUUCAGGAAUCAGCAGGUUUCACAGCAAGAUGCAUUAAGCCAACAACUGACAAGAAAAGCUAACUGGGAUAUUGCAAAUGACAGGGGAUGGACGGUAACUACACAAACAUUUCAUCCUAUGACUACUACGUUCAAACGGAUAUACCAAUCAACUUCACUACUAUAUCCGUCGAAAAUGAAACAUUCAGUUCAACCAAGCAACCAUAUAGCAUUCCUUCUGAUCCUACUGAUUCACCUCCCAUAUACGAUUGGAACAACAAUCCGUAUCCAAGUGGAUAUUCACAAAUUCACAUCAUCGUUACAUCAUUUUUCGUCACGUUAAUUAUGAUCAUCAUCGUGGUGGGUAAUAUGUUAGUGUGUAUUGCAAUAGCUACUGAAAAAUCACUGAAAACGGUGCAGAACUGGUUUAUAGCAUCUUUAGCUGUUUCUGAUUUUCUUGUUGGACUUGUGAUCAUGCCAUUUUCAUUAGCUAAUGAAUUAAUGGGAUAUUGGAUAUUUGGUCCCUUAUGGUGUGAUAUACAUUCAGCGCUGGAUGUGUUUUUGUGCACAGCAUCUAUCAAUAAUUUAUGUCUAAUCAGUUUAGAUAGGUAUUGGUCAAUAACUCAAGCUGUUGAAUACUUGAAAAAAAGAACCGCCAAACGUGCACUAGCUAUGAUAUGCUUUGUGUGGUUGUUAUCUGCUCUUAUAUCUCUUCCGCCAUUAUUAGGAUGGAAAAAGUUUGAUGAUCCUCCUGAUUAUCCUACUUGUACUGUGAGUGGAGAAAUCGGUUAUGUGUUGUAUUCAGCAUUAGGUUCAUUUUACAUUCCAGCUAUAGUUAUGGUUUUUGUUUAUAUACGUAUAUUUAUAGCAGCAAGAUCACGAGCUAGACGCCAUGUUAAAAAAGCACGCCAUGCACCAGAAAUUACUAACGAUCCAACUGGUAGAGAUAAAUCUACUACUACAACUACUACAUGCACAAGCUUUAGUAAUCCCAGUCCACCAGACAAAUAUCGUGAAAUUGAAUUUCAAUGUUCACCAAAGAAAAGAAAAUUAAACGGAACUAGUAUCAAAGAAGAGAGCCCUCCACCUACACCUCCUCAUACACCACAAAUUGUUAUCGAAUCUUCUAAAGACAGUCCAGAUAGAUUUUUACCUGGUCCUUCAUCACUGCCUUGUAUGGUUGAAGUGUUGGAAGAAAACGAUAAUAUGGAUGAGAACAGAAGCGACUGGAGGCAAAUGACAGAUUCGGAUGAAUGUACUUCACCCCCUUUCAGGAAAACAAAACAUUCUUCAUUAAAAGAUCCACUUCCAAGAUCAUCUUUAUUAAGUGCGCCGAAAUUCAUGAAAACUCAGUUUGGGUCUACAUUAUCAUUAGCGGAUUUUGAUAAACCAGAUUCAAAAAGACAAAGAAUAUUAAAUACGAGAAAAAGAAGAAAAGGUGGAAAAGUGAAAUGUCAAUCACUUCCCGUUCGUCAUGUUCCAUCAGAUGCUGAAAGACAAAAAAGGAAAUUAGCUAAAGCGAGGGAAAGAAGAGCUACUUUAAUAUUAGGUUUAAUAAUGGCAGCAUUUAUUUUAGCGUGGUUACCAUUUUUUGUGUUAUAUGUAGUAAAAGCUGUUUAUAGAGCAGAUAGUAUUGAUGAAAUUGGAUUUGCAAUUGCAUUUUGGCUUGGUUAUUGUAAUUCUGCUCUAAAUCCCAUCAUCUACACCAUUUUUAAUCGUGAUUUCAGACGUGCGUUUAGAAAAAUUCUCUUUAAAUAAAAUAAUAAUAAUAAUAAUAAUUGGUUUGAAUGAAGUACUCGUCUUCCAACAUGUCAGUGCCUGUUGGUGAAAUGCUUGGUGUAAAUUAUGAAAACUUGGAUCCAGAACAGGUUGAAAGACUUUUCUGAAAACAAAAGUUACAAUGUAUGUAUACCAACGUUGUUGAUUGCAUAUAUUGUAUUUUAUUCUAAACAUUUUCAUACAAAAUGAAAACAGUAAAAUCUUGAAAAUUUUCACAAUAACCUGUUGAUCACUGAAUUUCAGAUCUAAAAAUUUAUACGCACUUUUUUAUUCAAAACCUCUUAAACAAUGUUGUGUGAUUGUGAAACUGUACAUUAAAUAUUAAUCUAAGAGUACGUAUUUUGUAUCUACACUUUAAAUACGUUUGUUUUUGCACAAUGGUUUGUUAAAAUUUUAGAAUAUAUAUGUAUAUAUAUAAAUAUAUACACAUAUAUAUAAAUAUCUUUC